Molecule: messenger RNA, 1035 nt
Organism: Rhizopus microsporus ATCC 52813
Lineage: Eukaryota; Fungi; Mucoromycota; Mucoromycetes; Mucorales; Rhizopodaceae
Exons: 2
Coding region: 273-986 (237 amino acids)
Source: RefSeq, a predicted model, not a curated record
CUUGGUUCUUUGUUGAUAGAACAAGUUGGUGACUUUAUAAAGUCAUGUGCAGUGUCAAGCUACACAACGAAGAGCUUUGUUGGAGGACAUAAGCAGUAGCAUCUGGAUGUACCAAUUAAGCAAUAUUAAUAGUGAUAUGCCAUUGAAAGAAGUACAAAGUAAACAAGACACAGAAGAUAAUAUUAAAAACGUCAUAUCAUCCAAGUUACUGGAUAUUUGUAACACAGUUUGAAGUCUAUUACCGAAAUAAUUCAUACAUUGACGAAUCUACCAUGACAACUUGGAUGGACAAGUAUCCAAGCAGCCUUGUCGCUAAGGUGAAAAACAAGACGGAGAAAGGAAAGCCCUGGUUUGAAUUAUCAAUCGUUUGGGGUAAGUUUGAGAUGCUGUUGACUGGUGGAAUAUGUGGCAACAAGCUGUCGAAUGAUGUUGUGCCCUUUUUAGGGUUAAAUAUGCCGCUGAAGGAAUUAGUUGAUGGAGACUCUUUUACAAGCGAGAAUAUAUAUGUAAACUGCCAUGAUGAUGGCGUGAAAGCAUACUUUCAAGUAAGAAGUCUUAGAAACUGGAUAAAACUGCCAUCAUCGUUCGAAUGUGCCUGCAUCAGUAGUCGAUUUCACAGAAAAGACUUUGCCACUGUAAGUCCACCAAAUAAUAGAAAUAGUACCCCGUUAAUGACGCUGAUAUCGGUUAUUCUGAAUCACAUUUCUCAUCAAAAAAUAUUCAAGAAUGAACAGUAUGAAGUGAUUUUGAAGCUGUUCAAAGCUUUGCAAACAUUAAAGGAGUGGCAAUACCGCGAUCAAAUAAAGGCUUCCGUCACAAUCAAAAAAAGACUGGUUGCAAACAAAGGAAGCAGAGAUUUGAUAGCUCUAGCAGAAUACAUGUGUAAAAAUAAAGAAAAAGAACGAGAAUCCGCUGGAGCUGAUUACAGCCGACAAAGUUGUAUAUCUCUCAGCAAAACUACAUUCAUAUAUUCAAAAACAAAAUAAAAAAUCACUCAAUUGCUACAGAUUGUAAUGCAAACUAUAUAUCUACAAC